UGUACCUGCACGCAUCUUCUGUCCUAAGCAACCCUAUUUUUGUAGUCCUGAAAUGGCAGCUCCAGUCCCAGAGCUCCACUCCCAUGGUGGCCGCCCACUGCCCAGUCGGCGAGCGAGCUAAUGGAAUGGCCAUCACUGCCUCCAACUAACCACCUUUUCACUGCGCCCCACUGACCACUGCCAUACCUAUCACCAUGCACGCGCGAAUUAAGCUCCCCGUCCGUCACCUACAAAUCCCUGUCGCUGUCCCGGCCGUCGCCGUCGCCGUCGUCGCCAUCGCCCCCGCAGCAACUGUGCCGGUGUGCCACUUGCUGUCGGCCAGCUAGAGCUUGAGCUGAGUAGAGAGGGAGGGAGGGUUGGUGUUCAGUUCAGAGCAUGGACACCAUCGAGGAGUGCGGCGACGGAGACCGACACCUGCUCUCCGGCUCCAGGAUACUCGUCGGCGUGCCGGACAACUCCCGGGGCUGCUCCGAGCUCCUGUCGUGGGCCAUCGGCGCCGUCGCCAAGGCCAAUGACUCCGUCGUCGCCGUGCACGUCCUCGGAGGGAGGGAGAGGAAGAAGAGGCUGCAGAAGGCGAACGCCUUCGUCAUCUACAUGCUCGGCGAGUUCGUCGAAGCCUGCGAGGCCAAACAGAUUAAUUUGGAGGCUAAGGUGGUCUGCAGCUCAAAUAUUGGGAGAGCCCUGACCCAAGAAGCUGCACUGACUGAUGGAAACAUCCUUAUUGUUGGGAGAUCAAGAAAUGCAUACCAUAGGAGCCAUGUUGAGGUUGCAAACUACUGCUUCAUGCAUGCUCCAAAAAACUGCUCUGUGAUAGCUGUUGGAAGAGAAGGCCUACCACAAUGUAAUACCCGAUUGAAGUCUCGGUCAUUCGAUGCAGAGAGCAAUGUAUCCUCAAGCUCAACAUGGAGCAGAAGGUUCCCACCACUUCAGAAGCUACUCAGAUCAAACUCAAUGAGAAAACUGGCUCAAUCUAGUAAUGAAGGCGCCGAGGACAAGAGUUCACCAAGAGCGGUUCUUGAUGGUCCGGAGGAAAGGGAGCACCAAGUUACUGAAGAAUGCUACAGCACGUCUAGCCAUGAGGUGAGCCGGCGUGGCCAAAAUGGCCUAUGGAGGCGGUUGUCGGACAUGAAGCUCUGGCUUCCAUUCCUAAGGACAAUCGGCGAUGACAGCGCGAGGGCCAGCGAUGCUGGUUCGGCAUAUGCCGAAGAUCAGAAGCCUGCCUGGAGGUGCUUCAGCUUUCAGGAGAUUUCCGUGGCUACUAAUGACUUCAAUCCAGAUAACUUGGCGGGAAGAGGAGGCUAUGCAGAAGUAUACAAGGGCGUCCUAUCUGAUGGCCAACAUGUAGCUGUGAAGAGGCUGGCAAAAGGCACGCCCAGUGAACAGAAGGAGAAAGAGUUCCUGGCGGAACUAGGGAUUCAGGGACAUGUAUGCCACCCAAACACAUCAUAUCUUCUUGGAUGCUGCGUUGAGAAUGGACUAUACCUGAUAUUUGAAUUCUGCUCAAAUGGAACUCUAGCAUCGGCAUUGCACGGGAAGAGUGGUAAAACCCUUGAAUGGCCUUUGAGGUACAAGAUUGCGGUUGGUGUUGCGAGGGGCUUGCAAUAUCUGCAUAUGUUCUGCAGGCAUAGGAUCAUCCAUCGUGACAUCAAGGCCUCCAAUGUGCUUCUUGGUGAUGACUUUGAACCUCAGAUUUCAGACUUUGGACUAGCAAAGUGGCUCCCCAAGCAGUGGACUCAUCACUCUGUCAUACCUAUAGAAGGCACAUUUGGGUACUUGGCACCAGAAUAUUUCAUGCACGGCAUCGUUGAUGAGAAGACCGACAUAUUCGCUUUUGGUGUUCUGCUGCUGGAGAUUGUCACUGGAAGGAGACCUAUUGACUGCUCCAAACAAAGCCUUUUGCAGUGGGCAAAGCCACUCCUGGAGGCUGGGCAAGCGACUGAACUUGCCGACCCGAACCUAGGCGACGACUAUGACAAGGAUCAACUGAAGAGGAUGAUCGCUGUCGCAUCCCGCUGCAUUAUGCGACCGGCAAUGUGGCGGCCCUCAAUGGCCGAGGUUCUGCAUUUCCUGUCUACUGAUGAUUGUCUGAAGGAACCAGAGAAAUGGAACAUUCCCGAGGACGAGGUCGAUGACAUGGAUGACUGCACAUUGUUUUCUGAAUCAUGUUCCCCAUAAUUAAUAGCAGCAGCAGCAAGCCCCUCCCCCCCACCCCCAAAAUUUCAUUGUGUUUGCUAUCAGCAUGCCUUUCUUCUCAUGGUGCUUGUGCUAUUUCUUACGUUUCUUUUCACGUUUGGAGGGUUAGAUUUUUGGUAUUUAAUCAUGUAAAAUAGAAAGGAGAUUUUGGGAAUGUAUCCAGUGCUGGUCCGGCUUUGUCAGUUGAAUUAGAGUAUGGAUGAGCAUAAGAGAUUGUAUUUCCUAAUGUGCACAACAAUGGAACAUGUAACUGGACGCCACUGCCAAACCAGGAACUCUAUAAAUCAACACUAGAAUCACAACGAUUUUGAAUGCAAACACCCCUUAGGGCUGGUUUGGAAGCCAAGAAUCCCGCCGGGUUCCCCGCGUAUUCCCGGGGCUGGAAGCCCGCGCGGAAAUUAGCCCCGGGGUAAAUUAUUUGGUAAUUUGGGAGCGCAUCGGACGGGGAAGGUCAACCCGGCUCCCUGCGAUUUCCACGGGGCGGCUCCUCACGUUGCUUGCUGAUCUUCCAUGUCUCAGCUGUAGAUCGGUGUAUCUAGGGUUUGUACUCUCUCCUGAUUGCUAGCUCUUGUAGAUCCUAUCCUUGCUGAUCUCCAAGAUCCUCUCCAAUAUCCAAUCCUUGCUGUUCUCUGGGAACUAGUUAGAUGUAAACAGCUGCUUGGGUUGGCAUACUUGCAGUGGUUUGUGUUAAUGUUUAUGGAUUAAUGAAAUUGUAUCUGGAUUAAUGAACUCUGGGAACUGGUUUGUGCCUGUGUGUUUAUGUGAAACAGUAUGACAUAAGCAUUAAUCAGUGAUAUUAAUUUGCUAUUCAUUUCUUAUUUUCAAUUAUGCCAGUUCUAGCUUAAUUGCCUGAGAUAAAUUUGUUAGCUUUUGAGUUAAAGAUUUAGCACCAGUACCUUCUGUAUUUAUAGCACUUGUACUGGCUCUUUGUUUUGAUAUUAAGUUGUCAGAAAAUGAUCUACUGCUUCUUGUAAUUAGUUAUGGAUUUGCUUUUGGGACUAUACAAUUUCUGCACAAUUAUUAGACCGAUUGGACAUGAUCUAUUGUCAUAUGCUAAUUAUUAGACCAAUUUCUGCAUAAUAUAUGAUCUGCUGGCUAGGCAGCUUCAAAAUGAUGUAAAUGUGAGAUUUGAGAGAGAGAAAUUGCAUAAACUAUAUUUCAAGGCAAGCCAUUAAUUUUCUUUGCUUCAUGUCCUGCGGCAACUACGAGUAGUGCUAUAGAUGGCACUAUCUGAAACUAUUUACUCAUUUCUAUAUCUGUCAAGUGCUUGCAUACUUAGUUAUCGAGGAUUCUCCUCUGGAAACGGUUGUUGAGAUGAUUUUUUACUCAGAAGCGACUAAAGGUGAUGAUUCUCCUCUGUUCUCAUUUUGAUGCAGUGAUCCAGAUGCUCCAGGAGGAGAAACAGUUAUGAAGAAAAUGAAACCUGAGAACUUGCUUCUGCUAGGGCUGCAGCUUCUGUAGGAACUAUAAUGGUUUAGAACUUCAUGCAGAUGCUUCUGUAGGUUUGUGCUGACUCACUGUUAUUCUAUUCUGUUAAGGCUAGAACUUCAUGCAGAUGCUAUGAACUGUCCAUCCAUCCACUCUUGUUGUUCUUGUCUUUGCUUGCAUGCAUUCUGAUCCCUUGAUUCUUUCCAAUUAAUUUGUAGCUAGUGAGGCUCAGUCUUGCAUACCUCCAAGAUACAAAGUGCGGUCACUUUUUUUUUCCUGCUUAAAGAUUCAAUUUUGGAAGGAAAAAUUCAGGUUGUUAGAGAAGCAAAGGGCCAGGUUCCUGUAUUCCUCGACGGCGGCAUCCGCCGUGGCACUGACGUGUUCAAGGCCUUGGCACUAGGAGCCUCAGGAGUUUUUGUAUGUCCACUGCUCGUGCUCCAGCAUCUGAUCGAUCGAAUGACAAGACGCGCCUUGCUUGUUGUCUGCCAGAUUGGCUGAUCUAAUGAGGGGAUUCUCGAUGGACUGGCUGAUCUGCUUGGUUCUGUCAGUGCUUUCUCAAAUGUCCGAUCUGCAUUGUGCCAGAUCGGCUGAUCUAAUGAGGGGAUUCUCGAUGGACUGGCUGAUCUGCUUGGUUCUGUCAGUGCUUUCUCAAAUGUCCGAUCUGCAUUGCUGCUUUGGCAUCUUCAGGGUGUAGAAGUUAUGAGCUGGAGUCAAAUUUUGUAAUGUUGUUUAACUUGAUUAUCACUUUAUCUAUCGUGUAAUGCACUCCUGCAGUUGUUGGGUAAUGGAAUUAUUAUUUUAUUAUUUUUA
Panicum virgatum (switchgrass) is the source of this 4431-nucleotide messenger RNA. Its product is annotated as probable receptor-like serine/threonine-protein kinase At5g57670. Gene Ontology annotation, molecular function: ATP binding; protein kinase activity. Gene Ontology annotation, biological process: protein phosphorylation. The record is from RefSeq and is a predicted model, not a curated record. The transcript has 12 exons. Lineage: Eukaryota; Viridiplantae; Streptophyta; Magnoliopsida; Poales; Poaceae. The coding region runs from base 376 to 2175 and encodes 599 amino acids.